AUGCCAAGGUUGUAUACUAACAUUCCAUGCCAGAAGCCAAAUCAUAGUCCAUCGUUGGACAGCGAACCUGUCCAAGCAGAUAUUCAGUCCAAGCUCCGUUCUAUUUGGGCAAAGGUUCUUCAUGAUGACCCGUCAAACUUCAAUGGAGAUGAUGUCUUCUUUGAGGUUGGCGGCGACUCCAUCACAGCGCAGCAUCUCAUUGAUGCGGCGGCCAAGGAUGGAAUUCGCCUCACCAUGGAGCAAAUCUUCAUGCACGCCUCGCUCGAGGAUAUGGCAGAAAUAGCUCAAAUGGCCGUGCCAUCAUCAGAACUACCCGCCCUAGAGGGCGACAGCAGCUCGCUGGACCAGGACCGGCUGGACACAAUCGCCAGUCACCUCCAUUUGCAAGCAGGAAGCAUUGAGGCAGCGUACGGCCUGACGCCGAUGCAAGAAUCUCUUCUCGUCGAGGAAGAAGAGAGGCCAAACUCGUACAUGCGACAGUUUGUUUUCCGCGUAGGGCCCAAUUGUGAUCUCGACCGCCUCCGCCAUGCAUGGAACGAGACUAUCCGAGCAAGUCCUGUUUUGCGCACACGCUUUUGCCACGUAGAAGGGCAAGAAAAGCAACAGGUGGUCCUCAGAGAGGAUGCCGAAACCAUACCCUGGAUCACCUUCAAUUCCAGUCUUGCUACGUUUCUCAAGCAAGAUGCGCACAUGCCAAUGGUGGUUGGCGACCGCUUUUUUCGCUACUCGAUUAUCGAAGACUCAGAAACUGGGGAUACAUACUUCGUCUGGACAGCGAGCCACGCUCUGUGUGAUGGUCACUCUGUUGUCGAGGUUCUGUCCGAUGUGGCGAGGCAAUUUCAGGGCCAGGCUGUGCCGGCACGGCCACCAUUUCAAUUGUUUGUCCAAUCCCCUGCUGUCAAGCCAGAAGCAGUCCACGAACGGCAGUUUUGGACUCGGGCUCUGUCCGACAUUCAUCCCAAACCAUACCCGACUCUACCCCAGCACCUCGAAUUCCGAGCCAAUCCAAGUGCUAUCUUGGAGCAUUGCAUCACCCUGGAUCAGCUGCCGCCGUUUGGCGUCACGAAAUCCCUCCUCCUGCGGGCCGCGUGGGCCAUACUGCUGUCGCACUAUACGGGUACCGAGGAGGUGGCCUUUGGUAUAAUCAACAAUGGGAGGUCAAGUGUCAUCCCAGAUGUGCCAAUGAUAACAGGCCCGACCAUCAACCUUGUGCCCGUUGUGCUGGGCGUCGAUCCCAAGCAGCCGGUCUCUGCCCUCCUCUCCCGGGUUAGACUACAAGCCGCGGAGAUGAUGCCAUUCGAGCACUCGGGCUUGUCCCGAAUCCGCAAAUUCCUGGCGACUGAAAACAACCAACAUCCCACGGCGAUGGAUCUGCAAAGCUUGCUCGUCGUCCAUCAUGCAUCCUUCACCAGUGCCAUCGCGCUGUGGAUGCAAAAACUUGGUCUCGAGUAUCUAGAUAGCCUCGGCAAGAAAGAGCAGCACUCAUUUCCGCUCGUCCUCACGUUCGUGUUGUCGAAUGAGGGUGCGGAUGCUACGCGUAUCCUGCUCCGCAUCGAACACGAUGACCGCGUCAUUUCAUCACCGCAGGCGCUGCAUCUAGCCCAUCACUUACAAGCCAUCAUCACGCAGCUCAGCCAUGCUGCCCAAGAUACCCUAAUUGAAUCCAUCCGUCCGCUAAGUGACCACGAUCUGCACCAGAUCAGCGUAUGGAACGCAUCCACGCCUCCAGGUGAGGAGACUUGCCUUCACCAUCUGUUUGAACACCAAGCGCGUCGCUCUCCUGACGCGACAGCAGUAUGCAGCCUAGAGCGUUCUUUGACCUAUGCUGAGGUGAAUGCGUACGCGUCAACGCUCUCCAUGCAGCUUGUUGAGCUUGGUGUGCGGCCCGAGGUCUUUGUUGGCGUCUGCUUCGAGAAGUCAAUCUGGACCGUCGUGGCCAUGCUCGCCGUCUUCAAAGCCGGUGGUGCGUAUGUUCCUAUUGAUCCUGCACAUCCGCCAAAUCGUAUCCAAGAAAUCAUUCAAACGGUCGGGAUCCAAGUGGCAUUGGCCUCGCCAAUUGGCCGCAAUAUCCUGGAGAAGUUGAUCAGCCCAGAAGAUUUGUCCAUUGUCCAGGUUCCAGAUGGCUUUACUCCUCAUCUCUACGUUGAACCAUCGUACGUAGCCAGCCCAUCGAACACGGCAUAUCUACUUUUCACCUCAGGAAGCACAGGGAAGCCGAAAGGGAUUCUCAUGCCUCAUCGGGCCAUCUGCACAUCAAUCCUGCAUCAUGGACCAGCUUUUGGCGCAGGUCCAGACUGGCGGACGCUGCAAUUUUGCGCGCAUACGUUUGACCUUUCAGUCGCCGAGUUCUUCACCACACUCUCUUUCGGCGGCUGUGUCUGCGUCCCAUCAGAGGAAGACCGAGCCAAUAAACUGGCGGGUGCCAUCACGUCGCUGGCGGCUAAUACUCUCAUCGUCGUUCCCACAGUCGCCAAUCUCCUCUUCCCGGAGGAGGUGCCGACAUUGAAGACGCUGAUCCUGAGUGGGGAGCCAAUCCCAAAGGAAUCCAUUACCCGCUGGGCCGAUCACGUCGAUCUUACCUGCGCAUAUGGUCCCUCGGAGACAGCUGUAUGGUGUUCAGGAAACAUCAACGUGACUUCAGACGCACACCAGGCUCAUGUUGGUCACAGUAUCGGCGGCACCAUGUGGGUAGUGGAUGCCGACGACUAUGGCACACUUGCGGCUGUGGGAUGUAUUGGCGAGAUUGCUAUCAGCGGCGCCAUUCUCGGAGGCGGUUACUUCGGUGACAAAGACACCACCGACGCGGCAUUUGUGAUGGCACCCGAAUGGAUUCGCAAUCUCACGGGCGACACGAUGCUGUAUCGUUCUGGAGAUCUGGCACGGUAUAACCCCGACGGCAGCUUCCAAGUCGUAGGACGGCGCGAUACGCAGGUCAAACUACGAGGAUUACGGAUCGAGCUGGGCGAGAUCGAGAACCGGCUGACGCAAGGAGGGUUGGUGGCAGCUGCUCUGGCCUUCCUCCCUCCGACGGGCCCGGCCGCAAGGCGCAUCGUGGCCGUUGUCAGCCAGGCCAAGUCUGACUUGGACCAGGCCGCGGCAGCAACGCCAACUGCACAGGGACAAACAGACUUCAUCGCCUAUAGGCCGCGUGGCAGCUCAGACGAGCUCAUAUCCAGGCUCAAGCAGCGUUUGCUCUCAACAGUGCCCGACUAUAUGGUUCCGUCCGUAUGGAUCGUGCUGGAGAGGAUGCCGCUUCUCAUAUCAGGAAAGAUCGACCGCAAGAGGCUGAAGUUGUGGGUGCAAGAAAUGAGUACCAAAACCUACAAUGACGUAGCUGGCAGCGACCAAGACAAUGCAGAUGGUGCUGCGGUGGUUCCAGGGUCUCUCGCCGACCAGCUACGACAGCUCUGGGCCGGUGUUCUUCCACUUUCGGCCGACGAUAUAACCAUGAGCACUUCCUUCUUUGCCGCUGGAGGUGACUCUAUAGCUGCUAUUCAGAUCAUAUCACAGGCCAGAAGGACCCUGCCCGACCUGCGUAUUUCGGCACGCGCCAUCAUCAACGCCAAGACGCUCGGAAAUCUAGUGACACUGCUCGAGGAUGAAGAGCACCGAAAGCGAGAGCAGCAGCAACAAGAGGACAAGACAGCCUCGAUCUCCAUCCAAAGGCUCGCCCCAGGAUCGGGAUUAGCAUUGCUCGCGCCGUACCAGUCGCUCGUUGCAUCACGUCUAGCAGCCAAGCCCACGACUGUCAGCAUUCAGAUCGAAGAUGCCUACGCGCUUUCUGCCUUCCAGCGCGAAGUCGUCCGCGCGCGCGAUACCAAUCCUGCGGUCCUGCUUAUGUCAUGGCGCAUGGAGCUCUGGUCCCUCACUCAUGAAACGCUCUCCCUGCCGCGCCUGGUAUCCGCCUGGCGGAGCGUCGUGGCCCGGUUUCCAGUACUGCGCUCCAUUUUUCUCAAGGAUUCCCCAAAGCGCCUAGGCCUUCCAGUUAUGCAAAUACUUUUGAGUGCAGAUGCCGCCGCCGAUGCUGCAGUGCUCGUGUCGGAAGCGUCAGCUGGAGAUUCAGAACCGGUGUUUGACGACUUGGUCGUGCCACCUGUGGACGAUUCAUUUCUCCCGCAUCGCGCACAUGUGAUUCGGCACGGGGAAAGGACAUACAUGCACGUCGAGAUGGAUCAUCUCCUCAUCGACGGGUGGUCGCUGGGGUUAAUCAAGAAGGCGCUGCUGGAGGCCUAUGAAACCGAAAGCGCUUACAGCGGUGUCACCAGCUCGUACAAGGCAUUCGUUGCCGCUCAAACUGCCCCGGAGCGCGUGCUCGCCGACGAUGGAUAUUGGUCACGCCUGCUACACGACUUGUCGCCGUCCUUGUUGUCAACCGCACUUCCCGAGCCUGACCCAGCCUCACGGCAGCACAAGCGUCUGAGGAAGACCCUCAUCCCUCUCCCUUCGAUCUCGGCCGCGAGCCUCAUCCCUUACGGCGCCGCUCAUGGCAUCACGCCGGCUUCCUUGUUCUCCGCAGCAUGGGCGCAGACGCUGUCACAUUUUACCGGGCUGGGUGAUGUUGCGUACGAAUUCAUCGUCAGCGGCCGGGACGAAGAUAUUGGUGACAACCUCGGCACCUCCGCGUGGGACCUUGUAGGGUGCUGCAUCAACGUGCUGGUGCAUCGAGUGCGGGUGGAUACGGACCUGGCUGGUUUGGCGUCGAGAAUCCAGGAGGCAAGCGACGAGGGAGUGCGCCGGCAGUCAUCCAACGUUCGUGAAGUCGCUCAAAAAGUGACCUCUGCGAAACUGUUUGACACGGCCAUCAAUUUCCAGCGACGGCCGGCCGCGGUAGAGAAUGAGACGCACACGCUGAGGGUAGACGACGACUUGAAGCGAAGUGUGGAUCCGUGGCAUUUUGACGUUCUCGUCAGGGUGCUGGAUAUCACCGACGACAACACCUUCCGGCUAUCGUUGGAAUUUUUCGAACAGGACUACAGCCCAGAAGCUAUGCAGAAAGUAGGAGAGCAUUGGUGGCAGAUGGUUCAGAACCUGACCGUCUAA
Molecule: messenger RNA, 5040 nt
Organism: Pestalotiopsis fici W106-1
Lineage: Eukaryota; Fungi; Ascomycota; Sordariomycetes; Amphisphaeriales; Sporocadaceae
Exons: 2
Coding region: 1-5040 (1679 amino acids)
Biological process (GO): amino acid activation for nonribosomal peptide biosynthetic process; secondary metabolite biosynthetic process
Cellular component (GO): cytoplasm
Molecular function (GO): phosphopantetheine binding; catalytic activity
Source: RefSeq, a predicted model, not a curated record